Messenger RNA from Lonchura striata (white-rumped munia), 652 nucleotides. It is a transcript of the gene PGPEP1, whose product is annotated as pyroglutamyl-peptidase I. Gene Ontology annotation, molecular function: pyroglutamyl-peptidase activity. Lineage: Eukaryota; Metazoa; Chordata; Aves; Passeriformes; Estrildidae. Gene Ontology annotation, cellular component: cytosol. Gene Ontology annotation, biological process: proteolysis. The record is from RefSeq and is a predicted model, not a curated record.
GGCGGCGGCGGCGGCGGCGGCACCGGACGGGACGGGACGGGACGGGCGGGACGGAGCCGCGAUGGAGAAGCCGCGGCGGGCGGUGGUGGUGACGGGGUUUGGGCCGUUUGGAGAACACGCUGUGAACGCCAGCUGGAUUGCAGUUCAGGAGCUGGAGAAGCUGGGGCUGAGGGAUGACGUGGAUCUGCACGUCUACGAGGUCCCUGUUGAGUACCAGACCGUGCAGAGACUCAUUCCUGCCCUGUGGAAGAAGCACAGUCCCCAACUGGUGGUUCACGUGGGCGUGUCGGGCAUGGCCACCACGGUCACCCUGGAGAAGUGUGGCCACAACGUGGGCUACAAGGGGCUGGACAACUGCCGCUUCUGCCCGGGCUCGCAGUGCUGCGUGGAGGGAGGCCCCGAGUGCAUCGACUCCAUCAUCGACAUGGACGCCGUGUGCCGCCGCGUGUCGGCGCUGGGGCUGGACGUCACCGUCACCAUCUCCAAGGACGCCGGCAGGUACCUCUGUGACUUCACCUACUACACCUCCUUGUACCAGAGCAGGGGGAGGUCGGCGUUUGUCCACGUUCCUCCUCUGGGGAAACCUUAUUCUGCAGAACAGCUGGGCCGGGCCCUGCAGGCCAUCAUAGAGGAAAUGCUGGAGUGCUGGUGA